Messenger RNA from Hyalella azteca, 894 nucleotides. RefSeq names its product lactosylceramide 4-alpha-galactosyltransferase-like. Gene Ontology annotation, biological process: glycosphingolipid biosynthetic process. NCBI's taxonomy places the organism in Eukaryota, Metazoa, Arthropoda, Malacostraca, Amphipoda, Hyalellidae. Gene Ontology annotation, molecular function: hexosyltransferase activity. The record is from RefSeq and is a predicted model, not a curated record. The transcript has 7 exons. The coding region runs from base 1 to 894 and encodes 297 amino acids.
AUGCUUGGUGGAGGACGACCUGCAUCAAUCCGCAGUUGGUGCUCGCUUAACCCGAGUGCGGUUGUCUGGUUUCUGGUGACAUCACCAUCGCUGGUGGGGUCGUCAUGGUUGGACCUGAAGGCAGUAGCCGCCGUCCACCGUAACCUUCGUCUCGCCUACCUCGACGUGGGCUUGGCCCUUAAUGGCACGCCCUUCGCUCAACUUUAUACAUCUACUAAAUUUUCAGAAACCGACGUGGAUUAUCUACCCAACAACCUAAGCAACAUGUGUCGACUGGCGGUUGUGUACAAGUCUGGAGGCUUCUACACCGACAUGGAUACCUUGGCUUUAAGAUCAGUCUUGAAUCUCACAAACUUCAUUGCACUCCAUAUUGACGAGAUAAAAAGUUUCAACAACGCAGCCUUCCAUUUCAAGCGCGGACACCCCAUGCUUCAGCUUAUCAUGCAGUUCAUCGCUGAAGACUACAAUGGGAUAAUAUACUCCUGGAACGGUCCGAUCGCCAUAACGAAAGCGGUGGAGCGUUCGGGUUGUGACGCCACCCCGCGCAACGCGAUGGGUCAACCUGUUUCAGAUGAACCACGCCCUUUUUCAUCGGAAACUUCGUUGAAGAUUAUAAAUGAACAUGAUGAACAACCUGAGCUCUGUGAUUGGCUGGCCUUAAAAACGUCUUACUUCUAUCCAGUAUAUUGGGCUCACGCUCUGCCAACUCUAUUCCUGGCCCCAGUAGAAUCUAACAACAAAACUAUACACGAAAUCUUUCCGGACAGCUACGGCGUGCAUUUUUGCAACAAAUUGACGAAAGAAAGAAAUCCAAGAAAGAGUAGCCUUCUCCUCAAGAUCGCACAACAAGUCUGCCCAUUAAUCAUCAAGAAUCAUCCUCUUCUCAGAAAUUGA